Molecule: messenger RNA, 789 nt
Organism: Exophiala spinifera
Lineage: Eukaryota; Fungi; Ascomycota; Eurotiomycetes; Chaetothyriales; Herpotrichiellaceae
Exons: 1
Coding region: 1-789 (262 amino acids)
Biological process (GO): proteolysis
Molecular function (GO): cysteine-type endopeptidase activity
Source: RefSeq, a predicted model, not a curated record
AUGGACAAAGCUACCUCGACCCCUGGAGCUCCUGAGCGGCAUGUGCUGUUGAUUGGUAUCAAUGCAUAUCAAGAUAAGCCGUUGGAAGGAUGCGUUCGAGACUGCUGGGCUAUGAGAGCCUACUUGGAAAGUCUGCCAGUACCACUGAAUCUGCGGAUGUUGACGGCAUCGCGAUCCUCGGGCACUCCACGUCCGAUUGAAGAUCCUCGGUAUUGGCCGACAUACGACAACGUAAAAGCCUGGCUCGAGGACAUCGCUUCGAGGGCGAAGCCAGGUACUCUAGUCUACAUCCACUAUUCUGGUCAUGGUGUGCGAAUCCGACCGUCAACUGCGAUUUUCAGUCUCCAGGACGGAGACGUUGCACUGGCUCUCCUUGCAGGGGACGACGGUGACAGAGUGCGCUAUCUUCGAGGCUUAGAGUUGGCACAUCAGAUCAAGGCUUUGGUAGCCAAGGGAUCGCUGGUUACUCUUGUCUUGGACUGCUGCUUCUCCGGGGGUUUCUCCCGAAUCGAUGAUACUGACAGCAUUCGAUCACUGCUCUACGAUGCCGAUAUUGACGCGAGUUACCCCUUCAACCCUGCGGCGGAAAUCGCCGCGGAUGCCAGCCACAGCGCAAGUCGCGACGUUUCCAUGCUACCAAACUGGGUCAUCAACCCGGAAGGAUACACGGUUCUCGCUGCAUGCGGUCCUCACCAAGUGGCGAGGGAGAUCGAGUUUGAGAGCGGACAGAGAAAUGGAGCCUUGUAUCGUGCAACGCUCACACAAUGGGAGUUAAAUGGGAUGUAUUGA